GUUACACACUGACUGAGCCUUCGUCCACUCAUGUCUGCUCUCUUCUGACUGUCUUCAGAACCCAACUAAUCUGACAGAAUGCUUUUCGUUGCAUUUCUUGCACUCCUGGCAGUUUGUGCUGCAUCUGAGGUCGGGCCUCAAUACUCAUUCUCCCCACCGGUGGGGUCAGGAAGUGGCAGCCCAUACACCGUCACUGGAGAGGGAAGGAUCACUGCCAUAAGAGUAUGGGAAAACUACAAUAGCUACAUCCGAGGCAUCCAGUUCCGAUACGGCUUUGUCUGGUCUCCCGUUGGUGGUUACAUUUAUGGAACUGCCAAAGAAAUAGAGUUGUAUGAAGGUGAAGCCAUCGUGCAGGUGUCUGGGAAGUGCGGUCACUAUCUGGAUUCUGUGGUCUUCACCACCAACCAGGGCCGCUCCCUGUACGCGGGCCAGCCUUAUGGUCACUCCUUCAACAUGUACCCUGAACACAGAGGGGCAGAACUGGUCUUCAUCAGCGGUCGGGUGCAUGGAGCCAUCACCUCCAUUGGGACUCACUGGGCUGUUCUUAAUCCAUCCUUCAACAGCACAGCUGGACACUAAAGAGCAGGGAUCUGGCUUUAAAUGAGAAAGCCACUUUACUAUAUAUUCACAAAAUGAUCAUUUACAUUGUUUGGAGGCAUUUUCAUGAGUAGCUGAAAUGAUAAACAAUGAGUUGUGUUGAGUUGUGUUGACUGCAUUGUCCCUGUCAAUUAAAUAAAUAAAUACAACUACAAUGAGUUCUGUUGGUCUCUUAAAAAUCAUUGCACUAUUAACUUGAACAAUUUAAAUUAACGUUUCCUGAUAACUUAAUUAAUGCAAUUACAUUUAAUUUGCUUGUAUCUAUUUCUAUUAUUUGUAAUCCUGGUUCUCUUGUUUAUUUAUCAGUUGUUUUUUGU
Molecule: messenger RNA, 914 nt
Organism: Cololabis saira (Pacific saury)
Lineage: Eukaryota; Metazoa; Chordata; Actinopteri; Beloniformes; Belonidae
Product: zymogen granule membrane protein 16-like
Exons: 4
Coding region: 79-579 (166 amino acids)
Source: RefSeq, a predicted model, not a curated record